Molecule: messenger RNA, 2170 nt
Organism: Puccinia graminis f. sp. tritici CRL 75-36-700-3
Lineage: Eukaryota; Fungi; Basidiomycota; Pucciniomycetes; Pucciniales; Pucciniaceae
Exons: 1
Coding region: 41-2170 (709 amino acids)
Source: RefSeq, a predicted model, not a curated record
UGUCAACGACAGCUUCGGCUCAUUCAUUAAAAUCUCCUCAAUGGAAUCCGAUCCACUUUUUCCUCCAGAUUUCCCGACCCACCUUCGCCGUUUUACUCGCCACAUAACGGCUGUUCAAACACGAGGCAUCAACAAUUCCUCGACAGACUUAUUGUUUACCAGCCUUGCUUCUGAUCAGCCACCACCGCCAGCGAGUUACGUCCCAGCGCACGAUUCUUAUGAUCUUCAACUUCAUCCCGUCAGAUCUUUUCGCCCCAACUUGCUUAUCGAUAACGUUGAAAGACUCUUUAUAUCAGUGGUCCCACGCUGGAGCUCAGGCAUCAACGAAGUCAAGCGUUUGACAACAUGGCGCAACCCCAAUCGUACCGCUGUUUGGGCAACGGUGUAUUCUCUGUGUUGGUGGCAUGAAAUGGUACUUCCAGCCGCACUGGCCUUUAUAAUCUGCUUAUCCGUUUGGCCCAAGUAUGCAGGCAACAUACUGUUCCCUCCGGAAACAACGGAUCCCCUGUUCACAGGCACGGACGGUGCGAGGAAUCCAGAAAACCUCGAACAUGCGGAUCCAUCGAGCGACGAGGUGGCUGAGGUCGCGGCGGCAGCAACAGCAAAGUUCAUUCACGAUGCGGACGCCAAGAGUCCCCUUGAUACACCAUCGGCUGAAGAAUUCAAUAAAACGCCAGGGAAUGGGCCAGUGGAUAUGUUGGACAAGCCGAGUAGUUCAUCAUCAAAACCCAAGGAGCCAAAGAUUGGAAAAAAGAAUCUUUCACAACAAUAUAAGCCUGUCAUCUACAAGUACGGCGGUGGCAUUCAAAACAUUGCGGGGGAUUUGUGCGAUAUUCACGAGCGGCUCAGUAAUUUGUUUAAUCGACGAUUUGUUCCACCCCCGUCACGACUACGACACAUAUCUGCAGCUCACAAUCAGAGCUUCGAAGAUCCGGAUCCCGGAAUGGACGCCAACGUCCGAUUUGCGUUGCCUUUUAUUCCGAUUUUGUUCUUUUCAUUGUUUCUUUCCACUCAUACUCUCGGCAGAUGCGUGACCUUUGCGAUAGGAUUUGCAUUCUUUCUAUUGGACCCAAUCCAAACCCGGUCCAAGUUAGUUAGGGAUGCCUUGGAUGCAAAUCAAACAAUCUUAAGAGGAGUUCCAACCGACCGCGCGUUUGUCCUGGCGACCCUGCGCAACAUGCAGCAAAGACAUGAUGAAGGCUUAGACAUCGCCAUGAAAUUACUCAAGAAGCCAAAAUCUCCAGAAUUACCACCACGCAAAAGGGCCUCAGAUGAAGAGAUCGAUUCCGACGGAGUAUCAACCUUGAGUUCCAACCAUGCAUCAGGAAGCAAUCCCAGAUCAUUAUUCUCAACUUCAAAAUCCGGAUCAUCUCAAUUCAGUCGUAGUAGCUCCUCUUCCUCUGCUCCGGCAGAACGCCACCAGACGCUGAUGAAGUUCGCCAAGAAAAUUACUAAUGUCGCCGAGCGAGGUACUCAGUUGCUAAACGAAGCGACAGCUCAAAGUAGUCAAAUCAUCAAUGGAGAUCGUCAAAGCGGUCUAGACUUUUCACUUCUGCUCCCAAACAAAUCCCGAAAGGUUUCAUCCAGUAGUGACGCUGGUUCAGUCAAAUCAUCUUCUCGAAACCAGUCCAAGACGAAUAAAUUACUCCGCGCCAUCAACGAUACCUGCUCAACUCAUCUCCACAGUGCACCCGGUAGUUCGAUCGAUGAGGGUGACUCUUUAUCAAGUUCCAAUUCCCCCUUCGACCCCGAAAGAAAUUCCUCAAGUUUUUUUUGUUAUUAUGGAAACAUGCCUGGCCACCUUACGAUACAUUUCUCUCGCACUCCUGUCUCCCGACCCAACCUAUCUUUUUACUCCGGCUUAGGUCAAAGUUUCAAAGUUCGGAAAUCGCUCUUCGUCAUCCCGCUGAGUCAAAUCGUCGCAAUGCGCAAAGUAAGCAUGUUGAGCUUAGCAGGCGUCUGGGGAGGCAUUGAUGGAAUCGAGCUCUACGAGAAACGGUUCCGGGACCACAGUGAAGAAUCUGAUGAAUCCAGCGACUCCAAUCCAAGCAACAUCAAGCUGAAGCACCAUACAUUCAGAAACAUGACGGGAAGAGACGAGGCAUUUUUGAAACUUCUUGUAUUGAAAGAUUGGGAUGAAAACGAGGAGCCUGGAUGGAUUUCGGUUUGA